Molecule: messenger RNA, 1342 nt
Organism: Orussus abietinus
Lineage: Eukaryota; Metazoa; Arthropoda; Insecta; Hymenoptera; Orussidae
Product: 4-nitrophenylphosphatase
Exons: 7
Coding region: 142-1065 (307 amino acids)
Cellular component (GO): cytoplasm
Molecular function (GO): phosphatase activity
Source: RefSeq, a predicted model, not a curated record
AAAGUAGUUCAGUAGUUCCCGGCUACCCGCCGCGCUAGGAUCUAGGGUUAGGACUGUCGCUCCGCAUCCUUCCAAAUUCAGUACCGUUCGUUCCUACGAUCGUCGAAGGAACUUCAAGUCGGCGUAAUAGAAUAAAAGAUAAUGGCGAAACCGCAAGACCUCAGGGAAAUCGAUCGGAAAAAAUUCAAGGAGUUCUUAGACUCGUUUGAUGUCAUUCUUACAGACUGCGAUGGAGUUAUUUGGUUCCUCUCUACACCGAUCGAAGGGGCCAUUGAAACAUUGAAUUUGUUGAAGACACUUGGGAAAAAAAUCUUUUUCGUUUCGAAUAACUCUUUAUCUACGGUGGAACAGUAUUGUCAGAAACUCGAGUCUUCGGGCUUUCAGGCUACUCCGAAUCAAAUUAUAAUACCAGCAAAAGUGAUUGCGUGGUACUUGAAAAAACUGAAUUUUGACGGUGAAGUUUUUACUAUAGGCUCUACUCCGUUUCAAAAAGUUUUAAAGGAUUCUGGAAUUAAAUUGGCAGACUCGCCACCAUUAUCUGUCAUGGAAGAAUUAAGUACGGUACGAGAGCAAAUAAGCGAUAGACCAUCUAUAAAAGCCGUAGUAUGUGAUUUUGAUUUAGACUGCAAUUGGAUUAAAUUGACGCGAGCGAUCCUGUCUUUGCAGAAACAGAAUACUAUUUUCCUAAUGGGAGCACAGGACAAAUUUGUACCUUUCAGUAAAAAUGUGGCACUACUUGGACCUGGGCCACUCACCAAUAUCGUAACAGAGUUGAGCGGUAGAAAUCCGAUUCCUUGUGCUAAACCUAGUAAAGUUCUUAAAGAUUUCAUCCUUGAACAAUGUGAAAUUAAUGAUCCUAAAAGGUGUCUUUUUAUUGGUGACUCGCCUGACAGCGACAUGCAAUUCGGAACAAUGUGUAACUUUCAAAAGCUUUUUGUGGAAUCAGGAACAGGUAGGUUAGAAGAGUGCACAAAAUGUGCCGAAAUAACACCUGAUUAUUACCUUCCCGAAUUAAGCCUCUUAUUGCCUGUGCUCCGUCAAUUUCUUGAGCCAUCAAGAAACUAAUCCGGAAUUAAAUUUUCAUAUUACUACUGAAUUAUUUAGAUAAUUAUUUACAAUCAAUGUCAUAAAUCCGAAUAUAUCUGUAAUUACCUAAGUACAAAUAUAUUUUGUAGUAAACAUUCCACAUAAACUUAACCGCGUACUAAGGUUAUGAUAGAUCGGCGUACUAAGGUUAUGAGGCGUCGCAACACACCUCGCGCAUGGAAAUUUAUUCUAUAUGAGUACACAAUUUAGUUCGCGAAUAAAAAAAACCGUACCUGACUACGGCAGUUUGUUGAAA